GUAGCGCUUUUUUCCCGCGCCGCAUGCAAACGAUGGGGCCGGACUUAGCAGCAGUGCCUGGGCGGGCGGGGCCUGCAGCCGGCGACGGGGCGGAGCUCGGAGAAGGGGCGGAGCUCGGGGGCGGAGCGGAGCUCGGAGUCGGGGCGGAGCGCACCUAUGUGACGCAGCGGCGGCGGCCAUGGCGCCUGGGCGGCUCCUCCCGCUGCUCCUCCUGCCCACGGCCGCCGCCAUCGACGCUCGGCCCGGCCCGGCCCCGAGGGGCCCCCCCUGCUCGAGCUCUGCUCGCUGCCCAAGGCGGUGGGACAGUGCCGGGUCCCAAUGCCACAGUGGUGGUUCAACAUCACUGGUGGUUCAUGCCAAAGCUUCGUCUUUGGUGGCUGCAAGGGGAAUGCCAACUUCCUGAUGGAGCGGGAAUGUCGGGAGAGCUGCGUCCUCGGAGGGGCUCCAAAGAAACCUGAGUAUUGCGCUGAGCAGACCAAAGCCAACUCCACCUACGAUACAUACUGCAUCGUCCCCUGGGUGACUGGCCCGUGCUGUGCCUCCUUCCUGCGCUGGUACUACAGCCCGGCAAACCGAACCUGCCAGCGAUUCAUCUAUGGUGGCUGCCAGGGAAAUAAGAACAACUACCAGCAUGAAGAGGAAUGCUUGAAACGCUGCAGCCCCAAGCCAGAAGAUACCGGUGGCACCGGUGCCAAUUUCCGUGGCGAUUUUCUCUCUACCAAAGCGCUGGCACUGGGGGUGCUCCUGGCUGUCCUGGCAGCCGUUUUGUUGGGUUACAUGAUGGACAUCACCCUCAAGACAUGCCGGAGAAAACCAGAGCUGCCGGGAGUGGGAACGGGAUGGAGCCCUGGCAAUGACAAGGAAUAUCUGAUGAGCAAUGCCUACACCCUCUGAGAAGGGGGGGUGCAUCCCCUCUUUCUGGACACACCCACCCCCCCCCCCCCCAAAGUGGGAGGACUCCCCCCUCCCCCCCCAAUGAUGUCUCUGGUGCAUUUUGGGCACCUCACUUGUUCUUUGUAAUUAUUUUUAUUAUUU
Aquila chrysaetos chrysaetos is the source of this 1035-nucleotide messenger RNA. RefSeq names its product putative Kunitz-type serine protease inhibitor. Gene Ontology annotation, molecular function: serine-type endopeptidase inhibitor activity. The transcript has 6 exons. NCBI's taxonomy places the organism in Eukaryota, Metazoa, Chordata, Aves, Accipitriformes, Accipitridae. The record is from RefSeq and is a predicted model, not a curated record. Bases 319 to 894 code for a protein of 191 amino acids.